AUCUCGAAGCUCUUAUCAACCGUCAACUCUGCGACAGCGAUAAAUCAGUGCCGUAGGCGACGUGAUUUCGGUCCGGACUUCAUUUUGAUAUACCCAUAGCAGCAGCGACAAUCUUCGCUUGCUCAAUUGACGCCCGCGUCACCACCUUACAAUGCCUCUCCUUCCGCCCUCCCACCCAUCCUUCACACAGCUUCGAAGCUUCACCUGCACAGCGCGAACACUCGCAAAAUCAACCAAACAACGACUAAAAUUUGAGCAUUCAGCGGUCCCAGAAUACCCAUACGGGCCUUCACAAGUCUACAAGCAAUCGAAUUUCGGUCUCUAUGGCACGCAAAAGAUCCGCUUCGGGAACAUGGUAUCCGAGAAGAAUGAAAUCAAGACGAGGAGAUACUGGCGGCCGAACGUGCACUCGAAACGGCUGUGGAGCGAGGCGCUGCAGGCUUAUAUACGGCUGAGGAUCACGACGAGAGUUUUGAGGACACUGGAUAAAGUGGGCGGUUUGGAUGAGUAUCUACUAGGAGAGAAAGCUGGCAGGAUAAAGGAGCUGGGAAUGGGGGGUUGGAAGCUGAGAUGGAGGAUUAUGCAGACGGAGGCUGUGAAGGAGAGGUUCAGGAAACAGAGGGAAUUGAUGGGACUACCGCCGAAAGAGGAGGUACUUCAGGGCUCGGAUGGGAUGUUGGCUACUGCAGAGCAGGUUGAGGAUGAGAUAAAGCAGUUCGAUGAGGAUUUGCAGAAGGGGCAAGAUGUGGAUAUUGGGGAAGAGGUAGAGGAACAAAUAUCUGUCGAUGAGGGGUUCAUGAGCGAAGAACCGCCGAGCCGGGAGAAGGUCUUGUUAUAGGGAAGUGGGACCAUGUAUUAUCACACAGCAUUACUGUCCAUACUCAAUUGUAUCUCUGUACAAUCCGAGUAGAAUAUCCCGGGCGAUGUUGUAGCUUGGAAUAUCCGCCGGGUGGCUUCACAGUCUCUCCGGAUCUCAUCUUCACCUCGCUGAGUGGCAGGACCAGAUUGCAAUAUUUGGCAUGGAAAACACACGUGGCACGGAUAGCGCAAGCCGGGUGUCACUGGUAAGUCCUUUCCUAACCAGGAGAGUAUGGAAAAUGCUUCUAAUAUCAACAUCACGCUGCCGAGCUUCGAAUCGCGC
Messenger RNA from Hyaloscypha bicolor E, 1141 nucleotides. RefSeq lists its product as uncharacterized. NCBI's taxonomy places the organism in Eukaryota, Fungi, Ascomycota, Leotiomycetes, Helotiales, Hyaloscyphaceae. The record is from RefSeq and is a predicted model, not a curated record. Gene Ontology annotation, cellular component: mitochondrial large ribosomal subunit. Gene Ontology annotation, molecular function: structural constituent of ribosome. Bases 152 to 838 code for a protein of 228 amino acids. The transcript has a single exon.